AUGGUAAAACUCAACGUAUCUAGGAAACCUAGUUUUGGUGGAUUCAUCUCCCCUAGAAACAAACUUUUAUUGCCAGACUUAUGGUAUCUAGGAGGCUAUCAUGACGCUAUUGAAAACCCACGAUCGCAGAGUCCGCUAUUAUUCUGCAACUCGGCAAUGAAGUGGCUUGCCUUCGUUCUGCUCUUUAUUCAGGCAGAAUUCAAUUCGUCUUGCAUUUUCGAUAAGGUGGAGGAAUUUCUCGGUAAAUCUCUCCGCUGGUUCCAAGCAAAUGAGAAUCAGUGCUUUGCUGCUUGCUAUGGGGACAUGAACUGCACCGCACUAACGUACAAGGAAGGAAGUUGCUCCCUCUACAGCGUUGGAGUUGGUUCACACCAAUGCACUACAAACGCCUCUGUCUGUUACAUUCUUCAACGCGACGAAGUGGCUCCAGUAUGCGCAAGAUACGCGAACUUCUGAGAAGGUGGCUCAAAAGUUUUAUGACUCACUUUUGAGCUGUGGAAUG
Cylicocyclus nassatus is the source of this 502-nucleotide messenger RNA. The record is from the annotation of a GenBank genome assembly. Lineage: Eukaryota; Metazoa; Nematoda; Chromadorea; Rhabditida; Strongylidae.